Molecule: messenger RNA, 1654 nt
Organism: Podospora pseudocomata
Lineage: Eukaryota; Fungi; Ascomycota; Sordariomycetes; Sordariales; Podosporaceae
Exons: 2
Coding region: 1-1635 (544 amino acids)
Biological process (GO): mRNA splicing, via spliceosome
Cellular component (GO): catalytic step 2 spliceosome
Molecular function (GO): protein binding; mRNA binding
Source: RefSeq, a predicted model, not a curated record
AUGGCCGACUUUAACGAAUACCCCCCCGAUCUCCCCGUCCGCGACGCACUGAUUCUCCGGAACCACACCGCUGCUGAAUCCGCCCACGCGGUGGUGCCGUAUUCUGGGACGGACCUCGCGAGACCACAGCUCGGUCCAGCGAACCCCUUCAAAGGAAGCGAUGAGCCGAGCGUAGGGGACAAGCGAAAAAACGUCCUCACUGGGCGGGCGGAGGAGACGUUUAUUAGUGAGCAUACCUUUCGGGCGAAACACCGGGCGGUGGAACGGGAUGGGGGGCCGGAGAGGGAGUUUGUUGGGAGUAAGAGGAUGAAGGAGAUGGCGAGGGAGGUGAAGAGGGGACGGGAGGCGAAGGGGAGUGCGACGGUUGCUGAUGGGGAGGGAGCUUAUUUGGGACCGUGGGCGAAAUAUAAGAAUACGAGGUGGGAGGAGGUGGAAGUGGAAGAAGGGGGGGAGUUGGGGAGUGAUGAGGAGGAGGUUGAGGAGGAGGUGGUGGGGAGUGGGACUGUGAUCAGGGCGCCGGAGGUUAAUUUGCAAAGGAGGGAGGAGGUGGAGAAGCAAGGGGAGGAGACGAGUGUUUUUGAGGGGGGGGAGGAGUUUGAUUAUUUGGGACGGGGGUAUUUGCAUGUACCCCAGGAUUUGGAUAUUUCUUUGACGAAGGAGGUGGGAAGUGUCACGAAUUUUAUUCCGAAAAAGGUGGUGCAUGUCUGGAGGCCGCAUGGGAGGCAGGGGAGUGGGAGUGCGGUUACCAGUCUUAGGUUGUUUCCUGGGUCGUCACAUCUCGGGUUGUCGGGGGGCGCGGAUGGGUUGGUCAAGAUUUGGGAUGUGUAUCGGAAUCGGGAGGUGUUGAGGAGUUACAAGGGGCAUAAUAAGGCUGUGACGGAUUUGGACUUUGUGAGGGCGGGGGGAGCGGCGGGGAGGAGGUUUUUGAGUGGGGGGUUUGAUAGGAAGGUGAGGUUGUGGGAUACAGAGACCGGGCAGUGCGUGCAGAGGUUUAAUGUGGGCAAGACGCCGCAUGUGGUCAAGUUUAAUCCUGGGUCGGAGAAUGGGCAUGAGUUUUUGGCGGGGUUGAGUGACAAUCGGAUUGUGCAGUAUGAUUCGAGGGCGGGGAACGAGACGGUGCAGGAGUAUGAUCACCAUCUGGGGGCGAUUAACACGCUCGAGUUUAUCGAUGAUAGCAGGAGGUUCAUGUCGACGUCGGAUGAUCGGUCGUUGAGGGUUUGGGAGUAUGGGAUUCCGGUGGAGAUCAAGACCAUUAGUGAACCCGACAUGUUCGCCCUCACCAAGUCAACCCAGCACCCCAGCGGCAAGUAUGUGCUGUAUCAGUGCAGCGACAAUUCCAUCGUCGCCUACUCGUCAGGCUCGGACAAGUUCCGCCAGAACAGGAAGAAGGCAUGGAGGGGGCACAACACGGCCGGUAGCGCCAUUGGCAUUACGUGCAGUCCUGAUGGGCAGUUUGUGGCGUCUGGUGACACUGGUGGUAGCGUCUGCUUCUGGGAUUUCAAGACUUGCAAGCUGUACAGCAAGUUGACGGCUGACAGUUCGGGAGGUGCUAUCAAUUGUGUUGCUUGGUCGGAGCAGGAGACUAGCAAGGUGUUUACUGCUGGUGCCAAGGGGGAGAUUAGACUUUGGGAUUAAGGAGGAUAGUGUUGAAUGG